AUCAACAUGUCGCCCUUCGGUGCUGUGUGUCGUGCGUUGGCGAAGCACGGUGUGGAGGUCUUUUGUCCAGAAAAUCUGUUCUUUGGACUCGUUUUGAACACAGCUGCAGAAGAAGAAGAAUUCACCCAUUAACCAUCACAAGGUCAAGGAUGACCAGCUAAUUGUGACGAACACAAGGCUGCAGGCAGAGCAACACAGAGUACUUUGGACAGAGAACAUCAGCAGCAAAAGCUCUUAAGAUGAAUCAAUUUCAAGAACAUUAUCAGCAGUGGAUGCUGCAGCAGAUGAUGUUUCAACAGAACAUGCAGCUCCAAGCACAACAGCAAAUGCAAGGGACGGGAUACGAACUACUGUUUGCUUUACGGGAAAGACGAAUGGACUUCAAUGACCAGCUCCAAAAGUGGGAGAGGGAUUUUAAACAGUGGAAAGAUGACCACCUGGGCCAUCCUAAUAAAGAACAGUUUAAUAGAUACCUUGAGCAAUGGAAAGGCUGGCAGAUGCAGAUGGAAAACACACUGAGGGAUAUCCAGAAGCAGAUAGUAAAUGAGGAAGAUGCAAUUCGAGUAAGGGGAAUGGCUGUACCUCCUGAGCAGUCCCGCCCCAAAAAUCGUGGAAAAGACAAAGGGCAAAGUAAAAACUCAGGAAUGGGCCCAGGCAUGAGUUCAGGUAUGGGACCAGGCAUGGGUUUAGGUAUGGGUCUGAGCAUGGGUUCAGGUAUGGGCCCAGGCAUGGGUUCAGGUAUGGGUCUAGGUAUGGGUCAAGGUAUGGAUCCAAGCAUGGGUCAAGAUAUUGGUCCAGGGAUGGGUUCAUUUAUGGGUCCUGGUAUGGGUUCUAGUAUGGGUGUGGGUCCAGGCAUGGUUCCAGGCAUGAGUCCAGUCGUAGGCUUAGAUAUGGGUCCAGGAAUGGGGUCAGGCAUGGGCCCAAAUAUGGGACCAGGUCAGGGUCCAGGCAUGGGUCCAGGGAUGGGCCCUGAAAUGGGUCCUGGAGCUGGAAUGAAUGUGGGCAUGGGUCCUGGUGUGGAUUCAGGUAUGCAACCUGGUGUUGGACCAGGAGUACGUCCAGGCAGUGGUCCUGGCAAAGUAGGUCACCGUGGUCCAGGAGGUUCCAGAGGGGGUGAUCCAAGAAGAUCAGGACCGGGGGAUUUAGAAAGAAUGGGUCCAGAUAGAAUUGGUCCAAGGGAUUCGAAUGAAAGGGGUCCAAGAGGCCCAGCUGGAAUCCCUCCUAGAGGUCCAAGAGGAAUGGGUCCUGGAAUAAUGGGUCCUGGUGACAUGGAACCAGGAGGCCCUGGUUCAUUUGGCCCAAGGGGCCUGCCUGGCCCUGGAACAAUGGAUGGUCCACGCAUGGGUCCAAGAGGUCCCAGGGAAAUGGGCCCAAGGUUUGCCAGUGGAAAAGGUCCAGAGAAAAUAGGACCAAGGGGUCCUGUUGGAAGAGGUCCAAGAGGACCUGAUCAAAUGGGUCCAAGAGGUCCAAGUGGAAUUGGUCCAAGAGGUCCUCUAGAAAUGGGUCCAUUGGGUCCUGGUAAUGUGGGUCCAAUUGGUCCAGGUGACAUGGGCCCUAUUGGAUUGGGUUCAGGUGGCAUUGGUCCAAGAGGUCCUGAUGGAAUGGGCACAGUUGGUCCUGAUAGAUUCGGCCCAAGGGGUCCUGGUAUUAUAGGACCUCGAGGCCCUGGACCUAUGGAACCCAGAGUUCCAGCUGAAAUGGGCCCAACAGGUCUCAGAGGGUUUCAAGGACCAGAGCAUGGCAUGGGUCCACCUGGUAGUGGUCCGCAGGCAGUGGACAGUGGUAUAGAUAUGAAUCCAAGUGGCAUAAAGCCUGGGGUCAUGGAUCGUCAAGGAUUUGGAGGACCAAGUGUGGAUUUCCACAUGAGAAACCCCAACGAAAUGGGAAUGCAAGGGGCAUUACCUCAAGGAAUGGACCAAACAAUGGGUGCACAGGGGAUGUGGCAGCAAGGAAUGCCACUGCCAGGAAUGGGACAACUUGACACUGAACAGAACGCAAUGAUGGCACAAACUAUGGGACCUCUAGGAAUGGGGCCAGUGGGAGUGAUGGCCCAAGGUACAGCUGCUCGUGUACAUCCUGCACCGGAGCCCCCGGUAGUAGUUGUACCAAGCAAGCCAUCCAAAGGAAACACCACAAAAGACAAGGCCAAGACUGAUUUAGCCCCACCAGGUGUGGACUUUUUCUCACCACCUACCAUUGGCCCUCCUCCUAAGAUACCUCCGGCAAAGCCUGAGACAGAAGACGCUAAAUCUGCCGUUGGCACUGAGAAGUCCGAGAGAGAAGAUGCUGACAAGAUAUCUGCCUGGCCACCUACAUCCCAGGAUGGUAAAGUCCCUUUGAAAAAGUACCCAUCUGUGAAAAAAGAAGCACCCCUCAUAAUAAAACCACCUCCAGAUCAGACUGAAAAAUCUGCAACAAAGCAGUCUGUGGCAAUCCCUAAAGAGGAGCCUGAGAAAUCACCAGCCACUACCAAUAAGUUCAAGGAAAAUAGCAAAGUAGAGAAGCCUGAAUCUACUGCUAAGUCUGAUGACACCAAAGUGGCACCAAAUGACGAUGUUGUCAUUGUUCAAGAAGCUUCUAGACGUGACUCUGAGAAGGUAGAAACUGGCAGCAAGGUUAAAAAAGAAAUCAGUGCAAGUGUAAAGGACAAGUAUAACUCCUUAAAACUGGAGGAGGACGCUCAAAAGGAUGCGCAAUCGUACAUCAAACUGAGCAAGAAGAACUACACUUCAAUCUUUCCUCUUCGAAAUCGUGACCGUUUCCGGCGAAGGGUCAGUAAGAGUAAGAGCAAAAGUAGGAGUCGCAGCAGAAGCCCCCACAAAAUUAAUCGGAGCAGAAGCCGUAGCCGCAGCAAGAGCAGAAAUUGGAGCAAAAACCGAAGCCGUAGCAGAACUAGGAGCCGAAGCAGGAGCAGGAAUCAAAGCAGAAACCUCAGCCGAAGUAAGAGCAGAAGCAGGAGCAGAAAUCGGAGCAAAAACCGAAGUCGGAGUAGAAGCCAAGGCAGAAAUUGGAGAAGGAACAGAAGUCGGAGCAGGACUAGGAGCAGGAGUCGGAGUCGUAGCAGAAGUAGGGGCCGUGAUAGGAGUCGUCGGAGCUGGGAACGUGGUCAUGGUUAUGGCCGAGAUCGUGGUCGCAAUAAGAGUCCUUACCGAGGGGGCAACAGGAUUCCUUUUAGGGGUCGUUACAAGAGUCCUGAUAGAAGCCGUUUGAGAAGUCCAAAUCGGGAUCCUCUAACCAGGAAAGAGCCAUUCCAGAAAGAACCAUUGGAGAGGCCCAGUGGCAGGCAGGCUGAGCUACCGAGGAGCUACAGGCUUGACUCGCCACCCCGAUCAGAGCCUCUGGCAACGCAACCAGUGAGCGCCACUUCAGUGCAGGAACUCAGUGAAAGGGAGCAUGACAUUAUCCGCAAAGCAGCACAGGAAUUGAAAAUGAUCCGAGAACAGCAGAAGAAGUUACUGCCAGGAGGUCCAGAGGGAGAGGCAGCUCCAUUACCAGACAUGCUGGUUGACAGACUUGCUCCAGAGCGUAGGAGCCCAGAGAGAAUUGAGAGAGAGAGAAACCCAGAGCUUGAGAGACCUGAGAGAAUGCUGCAUCCAAUGGACAGGCCGGGACCAGACAGGUACAGGGGUGGCAAUGAACCGGGAAGAUUCCAUCCAGAUGACUUGCCUCGUUACCGCGAAGAAGAGGCCUACCCACCCAGGGGUGAAUUCUACGACAGGGAAGGCGUGUACAGGAGAGGGCCUCCCCGCUAUGCCGACGACCCAUACAUCGCUGAUCGGUAUGCAGAAGGCCCUUAUCGCCCCUACCCACCGGAAGAUUGGGAGUACGAAGAAAGGACCCGCAUCGGGAGGCUGCGUGAUAUUGAGAGGAGAUUGGACAUGGAACUUGGGUUUGGACGGGAUCGAUAUGAUUUUGACAGACGUGACCCAGGUAGAGGUUAUGAUAGGGACUUGGACUACCCCAGACAUCGUGCAGUGGAGCCAAGGGGUCUUGAGGCAGUGGAUGGAAAGAUAGUCAAGAGCUUUGACUAUGGUCACGGUCAAGGAGGAGACUCACCUCGCGCAGAGCAAAGAUAUGACCGAGGAGAUGAUCGUUUUGAUGCUCGAGAUACAAGAAUGCUGGAGAGGUAUCCAGAAGAGUUGAGCCACAAACCUGAAUUCUAUGAUGAAAGGGAUCCUAAUAGAUUUGGCCAAGAUCCACCUGGCAGAGACUUUGGGCCUGAUGACAGAAAGCCAGGCCGCUUUGACCCUGACCAUGAUCGAUAUGAGAGGGCUCCUGGACGGAUGGAUCCUGAAGGCAGUGCCGGGCCGUACGGAGAACAGCCAGGACGACCUUAUGAGGGCAGGCAGGAAGGGCCCCAGGACAUGGAACGUAGGGAUUAUGAUCGCCCGAUGCAGCUGCGAGAUGAGCCUGGCCAACCGGACUGGCAGCAGCAGCAGCAACGGAGAUUUGAACCGCAGCUGCACCGAACUGACCGGGAAGAUCGCCAGUUUGGCCAGGAAGCUCCACGUUAUGGCAACGAACCUAGGCAUUGUGAUCAAGAGGUGGCUGGUCAAAGAGGAGAUCCUUUCGAAUCUGAUGACAGCAUGUUUGUGUCUACAAGUUACCCAACAACAAUGGGUGAAUAUGACAGUCCUCACACUGGGGAGGAACAUCCGCCUCUACAAGUUUAUCCCCCACCCCCACCACCUCCACCAUCUGCUGAUGAACCCAAACCGAAGAGUGUCCCGAUUGAGGACUUGCUGAAGAAUCCGGGCCGUAGUCAACGGCCCAAGCAGAUCGUUAUCAUUCUGAGAGGACCCCCAGGAAGUGGCAAAACUUAUGUUUCCAAGCUCAUCAAGAAUCUAGAGACAAAGAUGGGAGGUCAAGUACCUCGGAUGCUGUGCCUGGAUGACUACUUCAUGACUGAAGUGGAAAGGAUGGAGACAGACCCAGAAACAGGGAAGAAGUUCCUCCUCAAGGUUCUCGAGUACGAGUACGAGGCCGUGAUGGAGAUAGCCUACCGCACUAGCCUCCUGAAGUCCUUCAAGAAGACAGUAGAUGAUGGCUUCUUUGAUGUCAUCAUAGUGGAUGCCAUCAAUGACAAGAUGCAGUAUGUGGUCCCCUUCAGAAACUACAGCAAGCUCAAAGGGUUUGAGGUGUUUGUUGUAGAAAUGAUGGCUGAUGCCGCAACCUGCAACAAACGAGACACUCAUAAUCGUGGCCUGGCUGAAAUACAAAAGAUUAUUCGCAGCUUUGAACCUCUGCCUGCCGACUACACCCGACUGGAUGUGCGUUCUCUCCUACAAGAUGAUUGCAUUGAGGAGGUGGAGAUGGAGGAUUUUGAUGAGGAGGCAGAGGCAGCAGCCAGACCAAAAGAGGAGGAGGAAGAUGAAGAUGACGAGGGUCUGGGUGCAUUUGUGAAGAGUAAGUGGGAGACAGCGAGUGGCGAAAAGCUGGACAAACUGGAUGGUGUACGAGCCUACAACAAGCGGAAGCAUUCGGCGGAGCAGUCACGGGUCCAGAGUAUGGAGGACUUCUUGAGUAUGUCUGAGUACGCACAAGACACUCCCAGGGAUCCUAAUGCCAAGCGGGUGCGUUGGGCCGACAUUGAAGAGAAAAAGGACCAGGAACGAAAGCGGGCCCUGGGCUUUGUUGUUGGCCAGACGGCCCAGGACUGGGCCAAAAUCACCGAUGACAACUUUGCAGAGAAGGCCCUCAACCGCACCAAGUACUUCUGAGAAGGUCACCGUCAUGGACUCUGGGCGUUAUCACUGAGAAGUCACACGAGGGGUGGCUAACGUGGCACUUCAAACAAACUUGGGAUACCACGAUGCUUAGUGCCACGUGAAAGCUUCAGCUGGUGCCUGUCUUCAAAGCUGUCGAUGUCUAAAUGUCCACCUCACACACUGAACAGCACAAAGUGGGGCCUCUCAGUAAGCUGGAUUGAAAUGGUACAGAACAGGAAGUUGUAGAGAAUCAGGUCAGCGGGACCGGUCCCUGGAAAGCCAAGCGGAACAGCUCACCACCAGCAUCUGAUGAAGACGAAACUUGCUUUAGAGCUUCUGCCAUUUUUUUUCUCGUGGAGAUUUCUGUUGUAACUUUUGAUGCUGUACACAUGGCCAGAUUAUCCUCUGUAAAUUUUACAACUUGAAAGUUAUUCAGUUUGCGAUUAAAAUAAAAGUAAUGGGUUGUAUUUAACUGUGCAGUGUCUAGAAUACCCUAACAUUUUUGCGGCAACAUCGGGGGAAACAGGUGUGAUUAGUUAAGUCAAAUUUCAAUAUUAUCAAGCUUUGCAAGAACAUGUAUCUUCAAGUAGAAUUAUGUGUUAUCAGCAUUGAGAAAUGAAGGCGCAAUGGAUUUGAAUUGAACGAAUGGUCAACAGAUUGCCCGUGUUUGCUUAAUAAUACGUAUGCUCUGAUAAUUGUUAAUUAGUUCUCUAGUCUGCCUACGGCAUUAUUUGAAAUGGAGGCAAAUGAAAUGAAAAAGAUUCUUCAAACAAGCUGAAAGUCUGCACAGGCACAUUGGUUCACCUCGUGGAAACUGAGAUGGCAGUACUUCAGGUCACUUCAGUGGUUAGUUGAUAUGGUUUGGAUUUGUUCUCUGUUUAUUUUGAGGUUUGCUUGGAAAAGGGUUUCUGUGGCUAAUGCAUCAUUUUUAUGUCUAAUAGUUAAAAUAACAAUAUUGGAAGUGGUGUUCACAGUUAAACUACCUUUGUUUUGUAAAAAAAAUGAUAUUUGCAUUGCCUGUUACGAUCCAUAUUAUCUUUGACACAAUUGGCAAGUCCACUCGCAUUUAAGAAAUAUUGUGACCUUUCUUAGGCAUCACCGUUUGCCUCCAGACUAUCAUUGUUUGAAAAAAAAAGUUGUACUUGAAAACUAUGAAUAAUUCCACAUUGUAGAUGCGUAGGUAAUUGAAGAAAGUAUACUACAUUGUAGGAAUAUUGUGUAAGUUGUUACGUCACUGUUCCUGCCCAGACAGCUGUCUGUACUGUCUUUCAGAUCUUUGCCGAGUUUUAUAGUGCAACUACUCAGCGAGAAACGAGAACUACGCUUUUAUCCACGCGAACACAGUGGUGCGUUCAGUAGACCUACUUCAACUCUACACAGUAAAGUGUUAAUUUUCCUUGAUAAGAGCAGUGUGGAUUAAAAAAUAAAACAAAAUGAAAACAAAUCCUUAGAUUUUCUA
Molecule: messenger RNA, 7167 nt
Organism: Acanthaster planci (crown-of-thorns starfish)
Lineage: Eukaryota; Metazoa; Echinodermata; Asteroidea; Valvatida; Acanthasteridae
Gene: ylpm1
Product: YLP motif containing 1
Biological process (GO): regulation of telomere maintenance
Cellular component (GO): nucleus
Source: RefSeq, a predicted model, not a curated record